Musa acuminata subsp. malaccensis (wild Malaysian banana) is the source of this 2531-nucleotide messenger RNA. Its product is annotated as probable methyltransferase PMT21. Gene Ontology annotation, cellular component: trans-Golgi network; cytoplasm; endosome. Gene Ontology annotation, molecular function: methyltransferase activity. NCBI's taxonomy places the organism in Eukaryota, Viridiplantae, Streptophyta, Magnoliopsida, Zingiberales, Musaceae. The record is from RefSeq and is a predicted model, not a curated record.
CAGAGGAAGGCAGGCAGGGGCAGCUAUAAAAGGGAAGUGGAAGCUUGGGGGAAGGAAGGCAGAGGCGACGCAUCAUGUUUGUGAUCUAGGAGGAAUCAGGGUCGGCGGGGUUGCUUAUUCGGGCGACGAGAUCUCGUCGCGUCAUCUCAUGCUAUAAUCGAAACUCUGGUUUUGGUCGGGGGGAGGAGGGUUCUCCGAUUGAAACCGGACUCUUUCUCUUCAGGGCUGCUUUGUUACACACUUUCCUAUCUUUGUCUGCAGCCCUUUCAUUUCUAAAUCAAAAUGAAGAAGAAAGACAGUAAGCCGGGGGCUUAUCAUGAUAAAAGAUGUCGGGUUGUCCCCAUGACUUUAAUGGUAAUUGCCUUGUGUGGAAUUUCCUUUUAUCUUGGAGGAAUCUAUUAUUCUGAAAAGAACAGAAUAGUAAAGAAGGAUGCAAGACCAGCAGUUCAGUCUUCGAAAGAAACUGCAGUGGCUUCUCUUCAAAUAAAGGCUGUUGAGUUUCCAGAGUGUAGCACUGAUUAUCAAGAUUUCACACCAUGCACAGACCCAAAGAGAUGGAGAAAGUAUGGUAAUUACAGGUUAAGCUUUAUGGAGCGUCAUUGUCCACCAAUGAAUGAGAGGAAAGAGUGCUUAGUUCCUCCUCCUGAUGGUUAUAAACCACCGAUCAGAUGGCCGAAGAGCAAGGAUCAAUGUUGGUACAGAAAUGUUCCCUAUGAUUGGAUAAACAACCAGAAAGCUAAUCAACAUUGGCUCAGAAAAGAAGGUGACAGGUUCUUCUUUCCAGGUGGAGGUACCAUGUUUCCCAAUGGAGUUAGUGUGUAUGUUGACCUGAUGCAAAAUCUAAUUCCUGGAAUGAAGGAUGGAACUGUCCGAACUGCAAUCGAUACUGGUUGUGGGGUUGCAAGCUGGGGUGGCGAUUUGUUAGACCGUGGUAUUCUAACCGUUUCUCUUGCACCUAGAGAUAAUCAUGAAGCUCAAGUACAGUUUGCCCUUGAACGUGGCAUUCCAGCAAUUUUAGGCAUCAUUUCUACUCAGCGUCUUCCAUUCCCAUCAAACUCAUUUGAUAUGGCCCACUGCUCCAGAUGUCUUAUUCCAUGGACAGAAUUUGAUGGGAUUUACCUUCUAGAAAUACACCGAAUACUUCGACCUGGGGGCUUCUGGGUGCUCUCUGGACCACCUGUAAACUAUGAAAACAGGUGGCGUGGGUGGAACACAACAGUGGAAGAACAGAAGGCAGAUUUUGACAAAUUGAAGAAGCUGCUAACUAGCAUGUGCUUCAAACUAUAUAAUAAAAAAGAUGAUAUUGCUGUUUGGCAGAAAUCUGCAGAUAAUAGUUGCUAUGAUCAACUUACUGCAUCUUCUUACCCUGCGAAGUGUGACGACAGCAUGGAUCCAGAUUCAGCAUGGUACACCCCACUUCGAACUUGCUUGACGAUUCCAAGCCAAACGUACAAGUUGGGGCUGACGUCUGCACCAAAAUGGCCUGAUCGGUUGCGUGUACCUCCAGAGCGUACUUCAACGGUCCCUGGUGGUAAUUCUGGUGGAUUCAAGCAUGAUGACAGUAAAUGGAAGGUGAGGAUAAAACACUACAAGACUUUGCUCCCUGCUCUUGGAAGUGACAAAAUCCGCAAUGUUAUGGACAUGAAUACUUUGUACGGAGGGUUUGCAGCGGCACUUAUCAGUUCUCCGCUGUGGGUAAUGAAUGUGGUUUCCUCUUAUGGUCCUAAUUCCCUUGGUGUGGUCUAUGACAGGGGACUGAUUGGCAUGUACCACGACUGGUGUGAACCAUUCUCAACUUAUCCUCGAACAUAUGACCUCCUACAUCUUGAUGGCCUAUUUACUGCAGAAAGCCACAGAUGUGAGAUGAAAUAUGUGCUCCUUGAGAUGGAUCGGAUCCUGCGUCCAGACGGGUAUGCAAUAAUCCGUGAAUCAAGCUAUUUUCUAGACGCUAUAGCUACCAUUGCCAAAGGGAUGAGAUGGAACUGCAAUAAACACAGUACAGAAUACAAUUUAGAUAAGGAGAAAGUGCUAAUAUGCCAGAAGAAGCUGUGGUAUGCAAAGCAGAGUCAACAAUGAGAAAAUAAAGCCCGGUGAGGAUUUGGUAAAAUCCUCGAAGUCGAACCGGCUAGGAUAUGAAUAUCAACACUUUUUUCUUUUUCUGGGUACAUAACAUAGUAUUCAGUAUGAUGGUGACUUCAAGAAUAGGCCAGCCUGCAACUUCUUCCCACCCACCUCUUCUCUCUUCUGCAAUUUCAGUUCCUCAUAUAUUCUUUCUCAAAGUGAAAAGACCAACAGUAAGUAAUGGAAGUUGCAGUGGAUAUGGUUUCAGGUUCCUCCUAUUGGUAUGGGUUAUGUGGGCAGCUAUAGGAGCGCAAAUAAAAGGGAAAUGUCCAUUCUUUACAGAGUUUAAAUGCUUUUCAGGCAUUUUUUUUAUAAGGUGUAUCCAUAUGUUGGGAUUGUGAACGUCAUGAAAACUGAUAUAGAAAUUGGAUGUAUUAGCAAUAAAAGUUUUUCAGCAUUUGCAGGUUGUA